Molecule: messenger RNA, 864 nt
Organism: Fusarium verticillioides 7600
Lineage: Eukaryota; Fungi; Ascomycota; Sordariomycetes; Hypocreales; Nectriaceae
Exons: 3
Coding region: 1-864 (287 amino acids)
Source: RefSeq, a predicted model, not a curated record
AUGCCAUUACCAGUAGAGUCAGAACAACAAAUUGGAGGCGUACAGCCUGCAUCGACCUACGCCGACUCGUUAAAAAAGACAGCUGGUCUUAGUGAUGAGAAGAUUUAUGUAAGAACCUUCGGGCUAGCAGCAAAGGCGAAAGAUAAUGGCUUCACACACAUCAUUCGUGGACAAGAAUUGAUGACUUAUCUCCGUACGUCAGUCGAGAUUGGCGAAGACAUACAAUGGAGUGGCAAGGGAUACAACAUUCUGAUGAUCGUGGGCCGCCGACCUGAUAGACAGUCCCUCUCUGGAGGAGUGACAGCUCACCGAUAUGCUGACUCGAAAGCCUUGCUGGAACAUAUCAAGGCAGAAGUCACGCAAGAACUGGUGCCAAUUAUAAAGGAGGAGUGGCGGGAUAAGCUCUUCUUUUUCACCAAGGUGAAUUGCCCUGAGUUCAAGAUUCAGCUCGACGUGCCCCACGAAAGCCAGAUCGUACAUCAUUAUACUACUCGUGUUGAACGAUUUUCCGAGGAGACUGACCCGACUAGAAAAGUUAUCCGCCGAAUUGAGGGAGCUGUCCUCAAUUCUGAACCUAGUCCUAGGUGCUGUGAGGAGACCAAAAGGAUUGUGAAAGAGGGAACAGACACUCUCGUCCCGUAUUGCGACGACGAAGUGGGGAACUACCGCCGAAGGCUUGAUUCAAUGAGCGAACAUCAGCACGCCACUACCCUCACCUACCAUGAACUCCAGCAUUUCUUUCUUCAGAACGAAACCCUCCACGAAGAGGAGGACCACAAGGGACAGGCUGAGAAGGCAAAGAGCAUGGAACCGUUGGCAUCCGACCUCGCGAAAGCGAAGCAAGACCUACCAACCACGGAUUAA